UCACCAAAACGGAAAUUUUGGUACGGGUACAAGAAGUCACAGAAGUACCCCUGGUAAGUAUUGUUAAUCUUGCGCUUAUUUUGUUACAGGAAAUUAUCUACCUAGGAUCAACGCUUGCCAGAAACCUAAAUUUAGUCACACAGAUGACAAGAAUUAGAAAAGGUAUCAUCGCGAAGUUUGUUUAUGGCGAGUUCCGGUACUGACGCAUGACGGUACUGUAUAAUUUGCAAAAUAAACAAAGGCAUCGUUUCUAGAUUUAGAUCUAGAUCAAGAAUAGAUAGUUUUCAUUGUCACAGGUUAUAACAAAAUUAAAAUUGGGCUUGUGGUGCACUAGAAACUAAGAAAAAAAUGGUGAAAGAAAAAUAGAUCUAGAUCUAAUUCUUUAAACUUAGAGACGACUUACGUAAAGUUGUAUUAACAAACAUUUAGACAUACAUCCAUUUACUGUCCAUGAUGGCUGACUCAGAGCAUGACUUAACCCUUGAUCUCAACAAAGUGAAGAAGGAAAAGGAAGAAACAGAUGAAGAACAAGACUUCAAGGUGCCAGAGAUCAAAAUUGAGAAGAUAGAGGAAGAUGAAUCAGACUUGAAUACACAGCAAUCAGAAAAUUUUGCUGAAACUUCUUAUGUGGAAGAUGGACACCAGGUAGAGACCAUUAAGGAAGAAAAGAAAAUGACUUCAGAAAAAGGUGUCUCCACUGAUGACAUAGAAGAUGAUGAUGUUGGAAAUCAUUCUCAAGCUGAAAACCAACAUCAAUGUCACAUAUGUCUUAAGAAAUUUGCUAAGCUUCAGAAUUUAAAAAAACAUCAGUUAAUUCAUUCUGGUGAAAAGCAAUUUCAGUGUCAAAUAUGUCUAAAAGAAUUUUCUCAGUCUUCUCAUUUGAAAACACACCAAGUGAUACACACUGGGGAAAAACCAUUUCAGUGUCAAGUAUGUCAAAAACAGUUUGCUCAACUUGCGGGAUUGAAAAUCCAUCAAGUGGUUCAUUCUGGUGAAAAACGAUUUAAAUGUCAAAUAUGUCUAAAAGAGUUUUCUCAAUCUUCGGCAUUGAAAACUCAUGAAGUGAUUCAUACUGGUGAAAAACGAUUUCAAUGUCAAAUUUGUCUAAAAGAAUUCGCUCAAUCUGCAACAUUGAAAACCCACCAAAAGGUUCACACUGGUGAAAAACCAUUUCAAUGUCAAAUAUGUCUUAAAGAAUUUUCUCAUUCUUCAACAUUGAAAGAUCAUCAAAAGGUUCACACUGGUGAGAAACCAUUUAAAUGUGAAAUAUGUCUAAAAGAAUUUUCUCAUUCUUCGAAUCUGAAAACUCACCAAACGGUUCAUACUGGUGAAAAACCUUUUAAAUGUGAAAUAUGUCUAAAAGCAUUUACUCAGUCUGCUACAUUGAGAGCUCACCUUGCGGUUCAUACUGGUGAUAAAUCAUUCAAAUGUCUUGUAUGUCUAAAAGAAUUUUCCCGACUUUCCAAUUUGACAACUCACAAAAAGAUUCAUACUGGUGAAAAACUAUUUAAAUGUGAAAUAUGUCUAAAAGAAUUUUCUAAAUCUGACAGACUAAAAACUCACCUAAAUGUUCAUACCGGUGAAAAGCCAUUUAAAUGUGACAUAUGUCUUAAAGAAUUUUCUCAGUCUGCAAAUUUAAAAACUCACCAAAAGCUUCAUACUGGUGAAAAGCCAUUUCAAUGUAAAGUAUGUUUGAAAGCAUUUGCUCAAUUAUCAAAUUUAAAAGCUCACCAAUCUGUCCAUAACCGGUAAAAAAAAACAACAGUUAUUUUUUUAAACCUUCAAGAUUGAAAACUCACCAAGCAGUUGAGUUGAUAAUUGAUGAGAUACCAUUUUAAAUGCUUAACAUAUGUAGAAGGAUUUUCAUUGCAACAGAUUUAAAAGAUCAUUAAGCUUUGUUAGUACUGGUACUUGGUAGUGUAAGCCAUUUAAAUAUGAAAUAUAUUAAAAGGGAUUUACUUACUUACAUAGACUUAGAUCCUCCCAGGCCUUCUGGCGCAUUUGGUGGCAAGCUGUCUCAAUGAAGAUCUGUCACUGGCAAUUUCAGAAGCCUCUUAUCUCUAAUCAAUGAUUCGCAAUGGUCAACUGUUCUGAGGUUCUUCGUGAAAGUAUGGCGACAAGUUAUACAUGGAGGUCCCUGUUCAAGCAUCGCUUGCUGUAUAACUCUUAUACAGGAAUUUGCAGAAUACCCCAGUACUGGUUUCUAAGACAGUCAAGGCCAAAACUGUGGUGUCAAAACAUGAAUCUUAAGUUUUUCUAGCUACGGUCAAAUGUUUAAAGCAAGUCACAGAAAAUGUUACAUCGAUGAAGGCAAGAAAAAUGUUAGUCUUUCAUAAUCAUUAUGUCAUUGUAUUGCUUUAUGACUAAUAGUUUGUCUACAUACAUCAAAGGCUUAGAGUGGAAAGUUUUCAUAGCCAUCUUAUGGACUGAUUUAGACUUAGGUCCUCCCGCAGCGUUCGGCGCAUUAGGCGGCAAGCCGUCUCCAUAAAGAUCUGUCAUUGGCAAUGUCUGAAGCCUCCUCCCACUUGGUGUCCACUGUUCUGAGGUCCUCCAUGAAAGUGUGGCACCAAGUUAUACGAGGACGUCCCUGUUUGCGCUUUCCUCCGUGUCAUCGCAACUCUUGGUAUGCGUAGUUCAGUUUGUCGUAGAACAUGUUCCACAAACCUCAUGCGACGCUCUGUCACAACGUCACCAAGUGUUCGACUCCCAGUUUGGCAAAAGAUUUCCUUGUUAGAGACCCGAUCUGUGUAACUGACUCACAAAAUCCGUCUCAGCCAUUUUUGUUAAGCCACAUUUAGUCUUUUCUCAAUUUUGACAGAUGACUUCCUUGUCUCACAUGCAUAUGUUGCAGUUGGAAUGUGUUGAGAAGGUGUAUUAUUGUCUCGAGUCCAAUGGCUUGGCUUGUCCAAAUAGGCUGCAGCCUUUGGAAAAUGCUCCCUGCCUUUUCUAUUUGGCAUGCUACAUCAUAUAGGCAUCCCCAUCAUUUGUUAUGAUGCUGCUAAGGUAAGUGAACUUGUCCAACUCUUCAGGUUUUGACUCGCCAAGUCAGACGGGGCACCCUUUGCCUUAUAUAUUAUAUCCCACUCACAAAAUUUUAGUCUUGUCCAAGUUUAUGCGAAGGCCAAUUUUGGAUGCCUCUCUAUCUAGGCUAUCCGUCAUUUCUUGUAUGCAUUUAUUUGUAGUCCCGAGUAGUGUAUUGUCAUCGGCAAAGUCCAAGUCCUUCAUUUGGUUUUGUACAUGUCAUGGAAUACCAAAGGCAGUCUGGUUCAUUGCUCUCCUCAUUAUGUAGUCGAUGGCUAGGAGGAAAAGGAAGGGAGAUAAGAUGCACCCCCGUCUUACACCUGUCUCGAUGCUAAAAAAACUCGGUUGUUCCUUCUUCUGUUUUAAUGCAGCAACUAGACUGACUGUAAAGGUGUCGUAGGAUCUGGACGAAUUUUUCUGGGGUGCCAUAUUCUCUUACUAUUUUCCAUAGUGAUUCUUGGUGGACACUAUCAAACGCUUUCUUAAAGUUUACUAAACUUAUCGGUAGCCCUUGUUGGUACUCAAGACCUUGUUCUAUGAUAUUGUUCUGUAUAUCUUAGAGACACAUCAUAGUUAUUUAUGUUCUUGAAAGAUCAUGAUUCUAACCUAGAAAAUAGGUAUGUAUGUUCUUGAAAGAUCAUGAUUCUAACCUAGAAAAUAGGUAUGUAUGUUCUUGAAAGAUCAUGAUUCUAACCAAGAAGUUUUACACUAUUUUUCUGUGCACUAUUGGCAUACAGAAGUAGACAUCCUCUAAAUGUCUCAGCGUAAGUGGAAGGAAUGAAUGAAAGGAAGGAAUAUUUGUAUUUCAAUGAGUCAUAGUUUUGUUCAUAGUCUCCUUUUUUAUUCUCCAUGAACUGUACAUUGUUUACGUGCUCUUUGUCUUUGUCACAACUUUAUUAUGAUUUAUUGUUUUUAUUUAUUUUGCUGGCUGAUAUUAUUAAAAGAAAUUAGUAAAUAUGCUAAUACUUAUGUUUCUUGUACUGUACCAGUAUUUGAAAAUAUUUAGUAUGUUGGGAACAAAACCUGAACUACUGGCCCGAAUAGCACAGUCCACAGCAUCCCUUUUAAAAUAAUAUGGAAAGACAAAGGCUUAGCCCUCUGCACCAAAAUCAGACCGAUGGUCAUUGCCACAUUUUUAUAUGCUUGUUAGUCUUGGACACUGACUGCAGAGCUAGAGAGGAGGAUCAUAGGUAUCACAUUCAAAGACCGCAUCACAAACCAAGAGAUUAGAGACAGGGUUACUGCAGUGAUUGCAUCCCAUGAUGACCUGCUAUCAUAAAAAAAAAAUGCAAGCGUAAAAUCUAUGGCCAUAUAACAGAUCUUUGGGGCUCGCAAAGACCUUUCUUCAAGGAACAGUACCAGGAAAAAGAAGAAGAGGCAGACAGAGAAAGCGAUGGGAGGACAACAUAAAAGAAUAGACAGGCCUGGCAUUGAAAGAGGUUCUAAUUAAGGCAAAAGACAGAGGAAUGGAGAAAGACGGUUGACGAGUCUGGCAUGGUGCCCCAACGGUCCAAGAGACUAAGGUAAAGGUAAAAGUAUGUUGGCUAUUCUUCUUGGAACAAACAUUUAAAUAUUCAUUUAAGUUAUUUUGUGCAUGUUAAAAAUUACUGUAUUUAUUUAUUAUAUGUGCUAUGUUGGAUACAAUAACCAUUUGAUUAUUCAUUCAAUAGCUUCAUUUUAUGCAGCAUGUCUUUAUGUUAAAAAUGUUUCAAUUCAAAUGCAUACAAUUCAGAGAUGUUCAACAGUAUAUGUAUUGCUAAAUAUCUUUUAUAUUAAGUCAUUUUUGUAAUUAUAUUAGACUAAUUAAGGAAGCUGUAUGACUUCCAUUACUGGAGAUUAUGUUGAUGAAAAAAAUAUUCAUGAAAAUGAGGCUGUUUAAAAUUAUUAUUGUAUGGUAAAAAAAAAAAGAUCAACUCGACACUUAUAAUAAAAGCUUGACUAAACCAGCAAUAAAUUGUACACAUUGAUUUUGUGAUAUCUGUGUAUCAUUCAUUCAGAGUCUCAGAGGAUACAAAAGCUUUAGUAGGUUUUGACCUUGAUUUCAUCAAUAUAUCUCAGUAUUGUGAUAUCUGUGUAUCAUUCAUUCAGAGUCUCAGAGGAUACAAAAGCUUUAGCUGGUUUUGACCUUGAUUUCAUCAAUAUGAAGACCAUAAAGACACUCUUGUAUACAAUCAGCAAAUCACGUCUUCAGAUCUUUGAAUAAAACCAAAUGCUAGUAUAAUCA
Biomphalaria glabrata is the source of this 5245-nucleotide messenger RNA. Its product is annotated as zinc finger protein 271-like. The transcript is spliced from 3 exons. The record is from RefSeq and is a predicted model, not a curated record. The coding region runs from base 451 to 1752 and encodes 433 amino acids. NCBI's taxonomy places the organism in Eukaryota, Metazoa, Mollusca, Gastropoda, Planorbidae. Gene Ontology annotation, cellular component: nucleus.